AUGAUAGACAUUAUACAAGCAAAGCUAAAUACAGUCUGUAUAGUUUUUUUUGAUUGAGAUAUAUACUUAUCGAUAGUUCACGGAGGAUAACAUAACCCGCCGAACCGAUUACUGUCUUGUCAUUCCGAUUCGUUUGUUUUUAUUUGUUUUCCCAUAACUCCUAUAUCCGAACCAGAAUAUCUGGCCUUAAUAAACUACCAAUUUUGUUAUCUUGACAACAUCAAGUAAAAUUCAAUAAUACAUCGUUACACAUACUACAUAACAACAGUAUCAUCAUGGCAUCUAGACAAUCACAAAAGAGAUUGUCAAAAGAAUAUAAAUCUAUACAAGCAACGCCACCACCAUAUAUCACCGCUAAACCAAAUGAUGAAAAUAUAUUAGAAUGGCAUUAUAUUAUAACGGGUCCACCUAAUACACCAUUUGAAAAUGGUCAAUAUCAUGGAAUGUUAAGAUUUCCAACCGAAUACCCUUUCAAACCGCCUUCAAUUUCAAUUAUUACUCCUAAUGGGAGAUUUGCAUGUAAUACGAGGUUAUGUCUUUCUAUGAGUGAUUAUCAUCCUGAUACUUGGAAUCCAGCAUGGAGUGUCGCUACUAUUUUAACUGGAUUAUUAAGUUUUAUGACUGGUGAUGAAGCGACCACUGGAUCUAUAACUACUAGUGAAAAUGUAAAAAAGAAAUUAGCUAGAGACAGUAGAAAAUGGAAUGUAUUAGAAAAUCAAAGAUUCAUGAAACAAUUCCCAGAUUUAGUAGAAGUCAACAGAGCUUAUUUAAAGAAACAACAAGAAGAAGAUCAGCUUUUAAUUGUCAAUGGUUCAAAUGCAUCUAAAACUGUAAUACAAGAAGAUGAAAAGCCAAUUAAUAUUCAAGAAAGUAUUGAUCAAAUGGAUCCUGAAGAUAGGGCCAGAUUAUUAUUAGUGGAAGAACAUAAAAAUAAAUAUGUAAAUGAUGCAACAGGAUUUGGUAAUGGAGCAGUUGCUAAUGGUGUACAAAGCAAUUUUGGUAUUACCAUUGUAGGAGUUGUUAUCGCUGCAUUCUUAGCUGCAUAUUUCAGCCUUGCUAGAAGAGGUUGAAUGUUAUCAAGAUUUAUGAAUUAUUUUAAUUUUUUUAUUGUAUUUGUCAUAUAAGUGUUUGGUUAUUGUAUGUCUAUAUAUGAGCCUAUCAUGUAUUCUAAUUUUAUAUAUAGGGCUAUUUUAUUUAUUACUCUGGGAUAUUCUUUAUUUAUCAAUAACGUCAAUGCACACUAUAAAACGAAAACAUAGUUUACAUAAUAU
Molecule: messenger RNA, 1271 nt
Organism: Scheffersomyces amazonensis
Lineage: Eukaryota; Fungi; Ascomycota; Pichiomycetes; Serinales; Debaryomycetaceae
Product: E2 ubiquitin-conjugating protein
Exons: 1
Coding region: 276-1070 (264 amino acids)
Source: RefSeq, a predicted model, not a curated record